This is a messenger RNA of Myxocyprinus asiaticus (Chinese sucker), 4449 nucleotides long. Its product is annotated as cytochrome c oxidase assembly factor 1 homolog. Bases 402 to 806 code for a protein of 134 amino acids. Gene Ontology annotation, biological process: mitochondrial respiratory chain complex I assembly; mitochondrial respiratory chain complex IV assembly. The record is from RefSeq and is a predicted model, not a curated record. Gene Ontology annotation, cellular component: mitochondrial inner membrane. Lineage: Eukaryota; Metazoa; Chordata; Actinopteri; Cypriniformes; Catostomidae. The transcript has 6 exons.
ACGCAUUUACUCUAUUCAUACUUUUUUUCUUUGAAGUAUAGUUAGUCGCAUAUUAACGGUUUAAUCAGUUUAUUCAACAGUUUCUUAAAAUUAUAUUCACUUUUUUUCUUUUCUUUUUUUUUUAAAGUGAAACAAAGAUGGCCGCGUCCAUCUCACACUGAUGUUUGUGUUUUAUAAAAUAAUCAAUGUGACGAUGCUACUUGGUUUGAUAUUUUGUUAUCCAAGUCAACAACACUCAGUUGUAAGUGUGGCUUAAGUUUUUGGAGCCAUGCACUGAAUAUACCAAAGGACCAUGGUAAUACCAUCUUGUUACAACCAUUCCUACACCCCUUGUGAAAACAACCCAGUUUGUAUUUUCAAGGUGCAGAUUUCCAUACAGAGUUUCUCCAGCUGAAGUGAAGAUGAGUCGAUUGAUCAGUCACCUGCAGCAGAUGACUUUGUUCAUCACCAUGGUGACCGGCAGCAGCUGUGCUAUGAUGUAUUACCUGAUGCAGAAGAAUUUUGCUAAAUCAGAGUACUACCGUCUCGCCCUGGAAGAGCUAAACAAUAAUUCGACUGCCAUGGCCAGUCUAGGCGCUCCUCCUCUGAAGAUCCACAACAUCCAUUUAUCUGACCGACACAACCGCAUGGACCACAGCAGCGCUCAGAUAAAGAUCCCCGUUACCGGCUCAAGGACUGGUGGUUAUCUCUACACAACUUCCACGAGAGACACUCUCAUAAACAGAUGGCGCCUCCAUCAAGUGUUCUUGAAGCUGAGAGAUGGCGAGACCAUCGAGAUUUUCAACAAGACGGAAUCUAAAGAGUAACUUCAUAUAUAUAUAUAUAUAUGUGUGUGUGUACAACCUAAAGCUGCUUUACUUUAAAAGUUAAUGUGUGUACAACAUGAAAACUAGAAUUAUAAAGUGCACAAUUAAACCAUAAUACUGCAAUUCUUUGAACAUUUAGUCAAUAACAACUAGUUUAGAUUUAGUGGUUCCAAUUCUAACCAGUAGGUGCAACAUUUGUAGAAAAACAGGUGCAUUCACUGUGGCACCCUUGGGACUUCGGUUAGUUUUUUCUUAUUUCAUUGGACAAAAUGUAAUCUUAACUCAAUUCAGGGUAACGUGUCGGCUCAACAUGACCAAUAUGUAUGAAUGACCUAAAUUCACAGGAGUGAGCACUCCAUCCAAAUAAAACAGUAACCAAAUUUAGCCACACAGUGUCCUCAAACUUCUUCCACCCUCUCUCUCUCUCAAUUUCUCUUUCUCACUCUCUCUCAUGAUCUACAUCUUUUCUCAUUAGUUUAUUGGCUGAAAGACUGAGGCCAGAGAACUAUAGCCAUAGUCACUAUAGCCAUCUUCAGAAUGAAUCAAUUUCAAAUCUGACUAAAUAUCUGCCGUUGAGUUUGGGCCGCAUGUUUCAAACUUUCCUUCUUCUCUCAAGCCCUUUAAAAUCCCAUCUUCAUCCCUAAAACCACCCUGCUCCAAAAAUAUCCUGAUAUUCCACAGAGCUCUGGGGACCAUCUGUCCUCGCUUUCAUCUGCCAAAAUAUCCAUGGAAAUAUGUCCUUCCAAUCUGUUUUUAUCCAGUUUUGGAAUAUUUUGUGUGUACUAUAUUAUAUCCCAAUGUUUAGCCAAUGAAAGAUUAAACCAUUCAUUAUAUGUCAGGACUUCUUUGUAUUAAUCUGUGAGGAGAAUUUAUUACAGAUGUUACUAUGAUUACGGAUGUGCUUUCUGGCUUGUUUUAGUGCAUUUCAGUUGGCCGGAUGUUCUCUUGAAUAUCACGGAAUUGAAGAAAACUGUGAAAACACUAAAUGGAGUAAUGAUGGGCUGAAGGAAAAGACCUAUAACCUUGUGCGACCUAGCGUACACACGCGUUGUAUUUUGGCUUCGCUACAUGCAGCGCAUAAUUUAAAUUCAUUAAGGCCGACUGAUCUCAGUUCAGGAGACUCCGGGCUGUCAGUAAAGGGUUGAUCUUUCGACGUGCAGAGUCAUGUGACAAAACAACAUGGCGCCGAUCACAGCGGAGUUUGUCUUUGGGAGAAACGGCAUCAAAACUGCAUCUGGUAAGAAACUUACGUUUUUACAUUGAAACCGGUUUGUCAAAAGAUUAGAGAUUUAUCGGCAAACACCAUACUGCUGAACAGAAUGUACACUAAUGUGGACUUUAGCACAUUUUUUCCUUAGAAAUCCUAUAUAUUUACUGUGCAUUAUCAUAUUGAGAAUCAAUGGGUUCAUCCAAAAGCUAAAAAUGUUGCUUUCAGAGGCUUUAUAUGGAGUUAGGAUGAAAAUCAGGUGCAUUUUGAACUGUUCUGAAACCAGUGCAGACAGACAGCACACUGGAGGUUAAGUCGUUCACUAAAUAGGGAGCAAGGGAGCAUCCUAUAACUCUCUAUGCAGCUAAGUGCAUUCACUCCUAAAAUCCGACCAAAAGUUCAGUUUCAGGCUGCAGAUGAUGUUUGGACCACUCAACAUGUUUGGCAGACACAGGACAAUGUCAGUACAUAGAUUAAGAAUUUAUACUGUAUAAUGAAAGUGAUUGGAUGAUACUGGCCAUUACUUUGUAUCAUUAUUAUUUAUGCUAAUUUCUGAUGUAAUGUUUGUAACGUCUCAAAAACAUGAAUAACCAACACUACUGGAAACAAACACUUUGAUGAAAAAAAAUCUGACUUUCUAUAAUGUAUAGCUUGGUAUUAUUUAAAAUGUAAUAACUUAGUCCCUAUGUCCACAUAUGUGGACAUACAUUUUUAGGAAAACUAUUUGGUCUAGAAUUUCUUUUUUCUUUUUUUUUUUGCAUGUUUAUUAGGUGCUGCAAGUUACAAAUCAAAAAAGGAAAUAGGAAAUGCACACAGAAGUCACGCUUCGGGUCUCAUGAGGUUAAACCACAAGUCAAUGUACGCUAUACAUGUCCCCCCUCACAAGUGUUGUGUACAAUGUUUUCAGAUUUAGAAAGAUUUUUGACCUUAUCCAACAGUUUGUGAGUAAGUUCAGGCCAUGCAUUAGAAAGUGGUUGUUUAUUGACAUUCGUUAACAGUGUGAUGCUAUAUACAGAGCCUAUGCACAAUUCAAAACAUUUGUACAUGUCCCCCAUAUUUUCUUUCAUAGACAUUGCUUAAAGUGUUAAAAGACACAUGCAGACUAGUGUAUGUGUCUGAUUUGGAAGCAGGAGCCAAAUCUUUCAGUAUUUCCCAGAAAGCCAAGUUCUUAAAGCACAUUUUGAUGUUUUGAAAUAGGCAGUAAUGUUCCAGAACUGUCUCUUAAUUUGUCACAUUCCCAGAACGCUGCUAGUGUAAAAGGUUUUGAUAAAUAAAGUCUGCCAACAAUGUAACAUUUUUUAUAAUAAAGUUAUAUACAUUUCAUACAUACCUUUUUGGACUAUGAUUACAUAAAUAGUAAUAUGAAGACGUUUAAAAAAAAAAAAAAAAGAGAGAGGAACUGUUUGUUGUUGAACUGAUGCGUCACUUUUAUAUUUAGGAUCUUACAUAGAUUGGCUGUUUUAGCAAUUAUGUACACAUUUGAUAUAUAUUUUAUAAUUUCUAAAUAGGGAUUGGUAAUACAAAUGCCUUUUCUCUACAUUCUUAAUAUCUUAAGCAGAAUUAAUCACAUUUUGCUAUUGUUUCUUUUUUAGCAAUAUUUCUGAGACAAUCAAGCCACUCUUUCAGUUCAUUAAAGGAAAAGUUCACCCAAAAACAUAAUUUCUGACAUCAUUUACUCACCCACAUGUCAUUUCAAACCCAUCAUAAAAGUAUCAUAAAAGUUGCCUAUCCAACCUGUGCCCUAUUUUACAAGUCUUCUGGAGCCAUUGGUUAGCUUUGUGUUAGGAAAAGACUGAAUUUUAAGAAUAUAUUCACUGAAAAUCUUCCCCUCAUAAAUAGCUCUAAAAACUCAUCCACACUUCCGGAAAUUCAAACUACCGUGUUACAUUUGGAACAAAAGAGGGUGACUAAAUGAGGACAGUUUCCAUUGUUGGAUGAACUAAUGCCUUUUAAGGCAAUACUACAAGAUAAAUUUAAAAAGAUGAAUUUAGUUUGAGAGUACACAAAAACACAUGCACAUUUAAAGUGGCAUCAUGUUAAGACAAUUCAUGACGAUCUUCAUGAAUAAUACACACAUUCACAUCAUGUCAUCUGAAAAUGUAAACAUGAACAAUGAUGAAAACUUCAGCACAGUAAUAUAGCCAUCAAUAAACCACUCUUACAUUUCAGAAAAAGUUUGAAGCAAUUUCCUUUUUUGAAUAAAUAAAUACUCUGAAACUAUCCCAUAAUAUCUCACUAUCCUUUCUCUUGUCAUAACACACACAUAUAGUUGAAACACAGAACUGCGUGCACAAUUUAUCUUUGUGUGACAUUUCUUAAAAUCCCCUCAUCACCAUCGUCAUUCCAAGUCAUAAAAAAACCAUAUAAGAACAUACAAAAGCAAAAUAUAUAUACAGUGCAUCCGGAAAGUAUUCACAGCGCUUCACUUUUUCCCAC